Molecule: messenger RNA, 834 nt
Organism: Daphnia magna
Lineage: Eukaryota; Metazoa; Arthropoda; Branchiopoda; Diplostraca; Daphniidae
Exons: 4
Coding region: 1-834 (277 amino acids)
Cellular component (GO): nucleus
Source: RefSeq, a predicted model, not a curated record
AUGAGUCUUCCAAAAGGUACAAAAAGAUCAAGAGAUGUGUGGCUUGAAAAGGAAACUUACAUGAUGCUGGAAACUUUUAUUAUAUACAAGGACAUCCUCAAUGGAGCAUACUCAUCAACAGUGACCAAAGAACGGAAGAAUUCAUUGUGGAAGGAAAUAACUUCAGUUAUUCACAAUGAUCACCCUGAGUGUACGGAAAAAACACAAGAACAAGUUGAAAAAAAAGGGAAGAACUUUAUGGCAGCAGCACGAGUGGCAAUUCGAAACUACAACAACGGCUUAACCGAGACAGGUGGUGGCCCUUUGGGUGAGGAUGGAAUAUUGCGUCCAAUCUAUCAAAAGUAUUACGAGGAAGUUUUGGGCUUACACAACCCCGCAGUAUCUGCAACAGCCAUCCCAGGUGCUAUUGACACCGAUGACUUAACUGUUGUUGCUAAGAACGCUGUUCUGCAACAACAAAUUGUUUUAGCCAUCACUGGAAGGUCUGAUCAACCAACCGAAGAAGUUAUAUCAAAUGAAACCUUAAUGGAAUCGUCUGAAAAUAAUCGACUGGUUGCUACGCAUUAUUCUGAAGAGCAGUAUUACGUCAUGGAUCAAAGUGGUUCCUCAGCAGGAAGCCCAAUGCCCCCUACUACAUUGACGAGAUUGGAAAUUGAAUGUGGGCCUGCCAUCAAUAUGGACAAAGGAAAGACAUUGAAGAAAAAGAGUAUAGUCGCCGAACGGGCACUUUUCCGUAGAAGUAGUUCAUCAAUCAGCAGACCAAGCACACCCUUAACAUCACACUCUUCGCCAGAACAAAAAAAAAACUGGAUGGCCACUGUUGGAUACAUGUAA